Molecule: messenger RNA, 2542 nt
Organism: Moneuplotes crassus
Lineage: Eukaryota; Ciliophora; Spirotrichea; Euplotida; Euplotidae
Source: the annotation of a GenBank genome assembly
CUUGGUUUUAGCAUGAAUUUGACAAUUUUUGGGUUCAAGAAUAUUUUGGUCAAGGAACAAGGGCACUAUUACUGACUUCUUCACCUCUACAUUCAAACACCUAAUGCAGUCUAUACAAUCCCUCCUAAGGAAUACGAAAGCCUCCAUUGGGAAGAAAGCCAGAUACCAGAAAGGACUAAGAACUUCUACAGAAGGAACCUUGACAAGGGAAUGAGGAACGGGAUUAUCAAUAACUUCUCUUAUAAGGGGAACUAAAUACAGGACGAAAGGAUGGAAUAUUAAGUUUACUGAAGAAGAAAGUAUUCUUAAUGAAGUAGUGUAUUAUGAAGGCCAAGUUGACCUGCCUCUGAGUAGUCCAGCUUAUGAUAUUUCACAACUGAGAAUUCCGAUUAUGGUUGAUGCUGUUUUGUAUUUCAGGAGUGAUGAUGCCCCAACCUCAGAGACAUAUGAACCAGUUGAUAUUAAAACAUACAGGCUUGGAGAUAUCAUUGGAAGUGUAAAUAAAUAUGUCCCAAUUGAGUUUUCUGGUAACUUCACAUCAGUUUUGAAUUGUUAUAUUCAAUGAAAUAUUAGUAAUAUUGAGUGAAGUCAGAGAUCAGUCAUGAGACAACAAUUUAUUAAAGCUAGUAAGUCAGAACAGACAGAUAAUAUUUGAAGAGUAAAAACACAUGAGCAGAUAAAAUAAUCAAGAUUAUUGGUUAUGAACAGAUUAUGAUGAAUCAGAGCUUCUUUUGUGUCAAAAGUGUGAUCCAAGUACACUCCAACCCUAUCUUUUUCCUUGUUUCGGGAACAAGGUAGCAACUCGAGAGUUAGCUAGCCUAUCUCAGACCUAUUACGAAAGAAUCUGAGGUUUAUUUGUACUCCAUCAGAAUCGACUUCGAACAGUUUACAAAGCCUUAUUCAUUCAAAUGAAGAGAAAUAAAGAAGAAUUUAAAGAGAAAAGAACAAGAUUUAAGAAGGUAGAGCUAGAUCAUGAACUUUUCUCGAUGUAUGACCUUGAUAGUCUCGGAUCAGAAGAAGACUCAAGUGAUUCAGAAUCUUCAGACAUCAGCUCAAGUUCUAACUCUAAUUCCAGUUAUUCAGAAGAGUCCAAGACCACAUCCUCAAAUUCAGAUUCAAAGCUUGGAACUCAAAGAGAGAAUAUGAAUGCUUCGGCUGAUCAGUGUGUUACUCUUGAUCAAGAUGAUUUUGAUAACGAAGAAGUGAGGACCAGUUUAGAUGGAAACCUUCAGCAUAUAUUACUAAGUAAAGGAGCGAGCAGGGGUAUUUGUCUCACUCCUUUCUCUGUUGUUCAUACAAUCGAGGAAAAGCGGGAUGAAAUCAUUGUUAAAAUCAACAAAAUUUCUUGCAAACUGUUAAAUCUCAUAAGAUCUCAUCCCUUCGUUGCUAAAUAAAUUAAUAGAGGCCAAAUAUUGGGAAAAAUAUGAUAAAUCAAUCCAAAAGAGAUUUAUCUGAAAUUCUAGCUCUAAAACUCUUCUAUCUCUCGGUAAUCAAGAUAAGGAAACUAUGAUUACAAACAGCCAGAGGAAAAAAUAUAUGAAAACCUGCAGAAGAGAGGAAUGGAGAGGCUUGCCUUAUAGAAAUACCUAUGAAACAUCCUCAUCACCUAUCAUGAUAGAGUAUGAGCCGGAUUCAGAUAACAAUAAUGAGAGUGAUUCAGAGUCAUCUUCAAUAUCCUCAAUAUCUACAAUAGAGGAGGAGUAUCAGGAUUACCAUUUAGUAUUCUUGCUUCAUGGGUACAAAGGGAGAUCAAAGGACAUGUCUAACUUUCAGAAUUCCAUUUUAAAAUAAGUUCCCUGAAGCUAGGGUCCAUUCAUGCAAAAGUUUGAAUGGCAUUAACUACGGUAAAUAUACAAAUGGCAUAUUAUCCCUCGCCAAACUUAUUGCUAGAGAAAUGAAACAAGAAAUUGAUAGAACCAAACAAAUGAAAAAGCUUGGAAGAAUAUCCAUGAUUGCCUACUCACUGGGAGGAUUGGUGUUCAGAGCAAGCUUAAGAUAUUUAAGGAGAUGGAUAGAUCUAGAUACAAGGUUGGAUAUGCUCAUAACUAUGGGAACGCCUCAUUGAGGAUAUGUUCAUACUAGUAGUAAUCUUCUAUCUACUGGAAUGUGGUUUGUUGAAAAGUUCUCCAAAAAUCCAUUCAUCUCUCAGAUUAGACUAUCAGAUUCUAAAUCGUUGAGAGACUGAUUUAUUUAUCAGCUCUCUGAUGACGAGUACAUAUCAUGAUUUUCUAAGGUAAUCUUUGUAGGUUCUUCCCAAGAUGCUUAUGCUCCCCUAGAGAGUGCUAUUGUAGAACCUUCUCGCAGGUUAGAAAGAGGUUCAAAAUCAGAAAUCAUCAUGAAAAUUCAAGCCAAGUUACGAUGAAACCUCUCAAAUACAAAAUUUAUCCAAGUAUGGGUAAACUGUAAACCUCGAAAGAAAUCAAAACUGGAUGCCUACAUUGGUCGGGAAGCCCACAUAGAAUUUAUUGACAACAUAGAAGUAACAAAGAUGAUCAUCAGCAGAUAUUUCAGCUAACUUUGUGUUUAUUUCAGCUAGUUUUGA